AUGCCGGCAAAUGAAGGCGACCAAAAGCCUAUAGACGAUGCUACUACUUCGCAGCAGGUCGAAAGCGUGGGCAACAUACCUCAAGACGCACAAGUGACUACCGGUGUAGCCAUGCCUAUGCCAGACGACACCAAACCCGCGGCUGCAGAGUCGCGAACCGCGCCUAACAACCAAGAUCCAUCAUCAAACAUUGAACAAGAUCCAUUCGAUCAACUUGACGUGCCUAUCGACCUAGGGAACACCGCCGACCUAUUCGACCUAGACUCCAUGUUCAACGACGCAGAGAUAAUCCCAUCUGGGGGCGUUGAAUCAGACCUAGACAUCGACUUCUCCCUCGGCGGCAGCGCCGACCUCACGAAUGCUCUAGGCGACAGUACUAUGGGAGGUAUCAAUCUCAGCACCUCUGAUAACAAUGCGGGCACGAAUGAAGACCUCAACAGUCUCCUGCCAGGCCUCGAAAAUUUCGUCAAUGCACCCGGCGAAAACAAUACCGCCGUACCCAACACUUUGGGCAACAAUAAUACGAAAACGGCAGCCGCAGAUCAGCAGCAAACAAGCACGGCAGCCGCUCCUGAAAAUGAUGGCGGACAGCCGGCGCCGGACGACUCAUUCGUUGGGACGAAUUUCGACGAUUUGUUCAAUCCUUCCGACUUUAAUAUGGGGAACGAAGGGAACGAUAGUAACGAGUUCAAUUUAGAUCAAGACUUUGGGGAGAUUGGGAAUUUUGACGAUGUUUGGCGAAAUGACAUUCGUUGA
Messenger RNA from Bacidia gigantensis, 756 nucleotides. RefSeq lists its product as uncharacterized. Lineage: Eukaryota; Fungi; Ascomycota; Lecanoromycetes; Lecanorales; Ramalinaceae. The transcript is spliced from 2 exons. The record is from RefSeq and is a predicted model, not a curated record. Bases 1 to 756 code for a protein of 251 amino acids.